UCACUCUUUGGUCGUGAGAAUUCAACCCAUAAUGGCACAGCGUGACUGGGAUGCUGACAAAAUGCUUGAUGCUUACAUAUAUGAUUAUCUCAUGGCCAAAAAACUACAUGCAUCAGCGAAAGCUUUUAAGGCUGAGAGGGCGGUUCCCAAUGACCCCGUAGUUAUCGGUGCGCCUGGAGGAUUUCUCUUCGAGUGGUGGUCUCUUUUCUGGGACAGCUACACUGCAAAGUCAAAUGAAGCUGCUGCUUUGCAGGUUGAGACGCAACAAAGCAGAGCAAGAGAGAACCAACAGCAGUUGCAACUUAUCCAGCAACAGAAUGCUCAAUUACAGCGAUGGGAUCCUAGUCAUUCUUCCCAUGGUGUCCCGGUAAAUGCUAUGAACUCUGAAGGAAUAAUGGGACAGCCUUCAGCCAAUUUCCUGGACAUGAAAAUGUACAAAGAUUGGAUAAACCAGGGCCAGUUGCUUGAAGGAAAUUCUGGGAACAUGUCUGGGUCUUCACAGCAAUUGCGUGCUCAAAUGACCAAUAUGAAAUUGACCCAAAUGCCACAAUCAUCCUCUCAACAUGAGCAACUGCAACAGAACAAUAACAGAGAAAGAAAACAACAGUCAUCUUCUGGACCAACUAAUAGUAAAGGUAAGGGAAAAGCAAUGGAUCCUUCACCAAAAUCCCCGGUAUCGACUCAUAACCCUGGCGAUGAGAAAAAUACUGCCAGUAGUCUGCAGCAUGUAAGCAGUGGACAAAAAGGGUUGAUGAUGUAUGGUUCAGAAACAGCAGGUCUUGCAUCACCUGAAAAUCAGUUGGAUGACAUAGAACAUAUUGGAGAUGAGGGAGAUGUCGACUCCUUUUUGUCUAAUGAUGGUGAAGAUGGACGGACUUUAUAUGACAACAUCAAACAAAAUCUUACUGAACAUAAAACGGAGUCUUCUAAAGGAUUCUUCCUUGAAGAAGUUGGUUGUAUACGGACCAGAGAUAAAGUCACAUGCUGCCAUUUCUCUUCAGAUGGCAAGCUGUUAGCUAGUGCCGGACAUGGAAAGAAGACUGUUCUUUGGAACAUGAAUACCUUGCAAACUGAAAGCACUCCUGAAGAACACCAGGACGUGAUUACAGAUGUGCGUUUCAGGCCUAAUUCAUCUCAAUUGGCGACAGCUUCACUUGACAAGUCUGUGAAAUUGUGGGAUGCAGCUAAUCCAAGCUACUGCCUGCAUGCUUAUACUGGGCACCCCUCUCAUGUUAUGUCCCUAGACUUUCAUCCAAAGACGAAUGACAUGUUCUGUUUUUGUGACAGUAACAAUGAAAUUCGUUAUUGGAACAUCAAUCCAUUUUCAUGUACUCGAGUUUCAAAGCAAGGAGGUAGUUCACAAGUGAGAUUUGAACCGGCAAAUGGACGCUUAUUAGCAGCAGCAUCAGAUGAAGUUGUGUCCAUCUUUGAUGUUGAAACUGACAUGCAAACACAUUUUUUCCAGGGACAUAGCGGUGUGGUUAACUCCCUAUGCUGGGAUCUAAAUGGUGAUUAUUUGGCUUCCGUUGGUAAGGAGUCUGUGAAAGUCUGGUCGCUGACCUCUGGAAAAUGCGUUCAUGAACUUAGCUCAAAGAGUAACCAGUUUCAUUCCUGCGCUUUCCAUCCAAGCUAUUCAGCUCUUUUGAUGAUUGGUGGAGAGAAGGGUUUAGAGUUGUGGAAUAUUGCUGAGAAUAAAAUCAUGACAGUUCGAGCACAUGAAAAUAUGAUUGCUGCUUUAGCACAGUCCCCUAUAACAGGAAUGAUUGCUUCUGGAAGUCACGAUAGUUCUGUCAAGUUAUGGAAAUAA
Molecule: messenger RNA, 1807 nt
Organism: Daucus carota subsp. sativus
Lineage: Eukaryota; Viridiplantae; Streptophyta; Magnoliopsida; Apiales; Apiaceae
Product: transcriptional corepressor LEUNIG_HOMOLOG-like
Exons: 14
Coding region: 32-1807 (591 amino acids)
Molecular function (GO): transcription corepressor activity; protein binding
Source: RefSeq, a predicted model, not a curated record